UAUCAGAAGUACUAUAAUAACACCGCAAAGUAUCUCCACUGCCAGUGAACGCUACAGCAUCCACUGAAAUUGGCUGAAAACCCAACGGGAUUGAUUAUCAAAAGACGCGAAAGCCGAUUUUUUCCCGCUAACCAGAACGGGCUUUUCCGCACGAACAUUGAGGAGAAAGUUCAGUGAUUUUUCAGUGUUCGUUCCAAAUCCAACUGAUCCAACCGUUCCAGUUGAGGCCGAAAUUGGGUGUUUGGAGGUACCUGUUGAUCGACGCUGUUUCCCACAACACUUUUCACUUCCGCACACAAAAAAACAAAUGAGUCAGCGAUCGUCGCAGCUGGAGCAGCGCGGACGCGGCACACGGCGGGCGGCAGUCUGGUGCCUGGCCAUCGCGCUGGUAGUGCAAAGCGCACGCGCCGGAAGUCCCUGGCGACGUGGUUCCGGCCCCCUCCUCACCCACCACCUGUCAAAACGGUCAUUCUUUGACAUCCAGUGCAAGGGUGUCUAUGAUAAAACCAUUUUCGCCAAGCUGGAUCGAAUCUGCGAAGACUGUUACAAUCUGUUCCGGGAGCCGCAGGUCCAUUCGCUCUGCAUGAAAAACUGUUUUACCACAGCCUAUUUCAAAGGGUGUCUUGAGACGUUACAGCUGACCGACGAAAUGGAGCAGGUGAAGGACUGGAUUAAACAGAUACACGGGGCCCCGCCCGACGAAUAGGUCCAAAUGCUUCACAACUGAAUAUUUCACCGGUUGUGUCGAGUCCCUACUUAAGUCCGAUGAAAUGCCGAGCUACCGGAAAAUGAUUGAGUAUCUGGCGAAGUAACCAACCAACCAAUCAACCAACCAAUCCAACGUGGAGCCUAAACCCUUGUGUCCUAUUAUUCUAGUCCAAAAAUCACCAUUAGGCAAUUAAUGUAUUAAUGUAGGAUAAGUGUUUUGACAGAAUUCUGUGCAUCCCUUCCCUUGACUCUGUUCGGUUUAAUUAAUUAUUUAUUUAUUUAUUUAUACAUAAGCACAUUCGCAAAAUCUCUGUCUCAGAGAGGUUGAUUUUCAUUCUCAAAAUACUGCAUUUUGUUAAAACCAACACGCAGCAUCACGUCAUUUCUAGCAAAAGUAUUGCGUUCUACAUACAUACAUACAUAUUUAUAUAUAUAAAUAUCAGUUUCCUUAUUUAUUAUUACAUUCGAUUAGCUGUUGAACUGCCUACCAGGGCUGGACGGGAGGUAGUUCAACAAUUAAGGACCAUUUUCAUCGUACAACUGAUAAAUUUAAGGAUAAAUUAUUUAUUGUACUGUUGAGAUUAUUUUAUUAUCUAGGAGUUUAAUUUAAGCGAAGCAUUGCAAAAACCAUUCCAUACGAACCAACUCUGCUAGUUUUAUCGUCAGUACGCAGUGUUUUUUGCAAGCGCCGAAACUUUUUCUUUUUAAAUAGACAUUCCGUUAUCAGUAUUGUACAGAGGUUGUCACAUGGAACCAAACAAGAAUCGGUGCCUGGUCGUUGCUGCCAAUGGCAGACCCCCUAAGUGUGUUGAUUUCAUUCUUGUAUUAUCAUACUUACAGCAUACGUAAUCGAAAUUAUUGCAAAAUGCAACAAUAAAGCAUCAAUUAAAGACGAAA
Molecule: messenger RNA, 1605 nt
Organism: Dendroctonus ponderosae (mountain pine beetle)
Lineage: Eukaryota; Metazoa; Arthropoda; Insecta; Coleoptera; Curculionidae
Gene: ITP
Product: ion transport peptide-like
Exons: 4
Coding region: 308-706 (132 amino acids)
Biological process (GO): circadian rhythm
Cellular component (GO): extracellular region
Molecular function (GO): neuropeptide hormone activity
Source: RefSeq, a predicted model, not a curated record